GGAAGCAGUCAUAUAAUUUUAGAAAAUUCAGGAAUUUUUUUUUAUUGACCGGAAGAUUUUAACUUGUAAAAGUUUAAAUGGUAUUGUACAGAGAUGGCAGAUAAUUCAACAGUUUUCACUAAAUCACCGAAAGGACCUUACAAACUACUAGAGGAACUUGUUGCUAAAAAUGGCUUAAAGAUGCAGUGGGACAUCAAUCUACAAAAAGAUGAAUAUGUUGCCAAGCUUAUCCUUGAAGAUGAAGAAUACUCUGGAUGUGGGGCAAAUAAGAAAACUGCAAGAGAUAAUGCCUCUUAUGAUGCCUUAAUGAAUACAAAAUACCAUAAUGAUUGCAAAACAACAAAUAUUGAUAAAACACCAGUUUCUAAGUUAAGCGAAUUUUGUCAAAAUAACAUGCAGAUAAACCAUAGCUAUGAAGAAAUUUACAAAGAGGAAGAUGAAUUCGUCUGUAGAUUGAUAAUUACUCAUGGUAAUAAUGGUAUUGUCAAAGAGGAAGAGCAUGUAGGAAGGGCAAAAUCAAAGAAAGAUGCAAAGCAUGAUGCUGCUUCCCGAGCUCUUAGAAAAAGUACCAUUCUUCAUAAAUCUUCUUCCAAAGAUAUAGCUUCUGCGGAUGGAUCAUAUGCAUGUAUAGGAAAUCAGACUGGUUAUGUUCUUAUCAUUAACUUUAGGAAAGAGAGAGACUGGGCAGAAAAAGACGAAGAAAAUAUAAUUGAAUUAAUGAGUGGUAUAUUAAAAUUUGAAUAUUCGGUUGUGGUAGACCCAACAAAAGCGGAGCUGGUUGAAAUUCUAGAAAAUAUUUCAAGCAAUUUGAAUGAGAAUUAUAAAUCGUAUCAUUGUUUUAUGGUAUUUUUAAUGGCUCAUGGAAGUCAGUUUGGAGUCAUAACUGCUGAUAAAGGUAAAAAGAAGAUAACCAUUUCCGUGGAUGAAAUAAUGGAAUUGUUUAAAAAUGAUAAAAUACCAAAUUUUGUAGGUAAGCCUAAAAUGUUUUUUAUCCAAAGCUGUAGAGGGAACUCAAUCCAAGAUACUUUUGUUCAGCCAGACGAUGACGACGAUGACACUUUAGAGAGAAUAUCAGCACCUACUGAUGCAGACAUUCUAAUUGCGUAUGCAACUACUGAAGGUUAUAAAGCUUUUCGACACAAGAACUUUGGGUCUAUGUUUAUCUAUGAAUGUAUACAGAAGUUUAAAGAACAAUAUACUAAGACGCAUCUAGAAGAAAUGAUGAUUGAUGUCAAAGCAGCACUUGCACUAGGCUCUGCAGACAAGACAAAAAGGCAUGUACAAAUGCCUUGUACAUGGAGCACUCUUACAAAAAGACUUUAUUUAGUACCUACUGAGUGGUAAUUAACCUAGAAAAUAAAACGGAUUAUGAUAUUCGUCUUGUUAUGAAACAGCGUAACAAAAAUCUUGUUUCUAAUUUAAUAAUAUUUAAAUAUUUGACUUAUAACGCAAGGAACAUUCGCUUUUUCCAAAAUAACCUUGAAUUUCAAGUUUACUGUUUUCUGUGGUAUAUUAAAAUAUAAAUAAAAACACACUUUGCUUA
Molecule: messenger RNA, 1543 nt
Organism: Mytilus trossulus (common blue mussel)
Lineage: Eukaryota; Metazoa; Mollusca; Bivalvia; Mytilida; Mytilidae
Product: caspase-14-like
Exons: 9
Coding region: 94-1344 (416 amino acids)
Biological process (GO): proteolysis
Molecular function (GO): cysteine-type endopeptidase activity
Source: RefSeq, a predicted model, not a curated record